AUGAUUUUUAAUCGGCUGGAGGCGGAUGCGUUAAAAGAUCACCAGCUAAAUGAGCAGCUCACGAAGAAGCUUGCCCAAAUCGAUCCAAAGCUCCCCUACCCGGAUCCAAGAGCCAUUAAUGCGACCGCGCAUCGGUUAGCGCCCUGUUUUGCCCCGGAACGGGAUGAACGAUCCGAGUGGAGCUUCGUCACUGCCACGUUAUAUGGUUUCGGGAUCGUCACUACACUGGGCUACAAUCGGAUAGCGCCGAUCACGCAAGCCGGAAGAAUGUUUUGUGCCUUAUUGUUACCAGCAUUAAAUGGGCAGAUAGACUUUUUCAACGGUCUCUACUACAAUUUUCUAUGUUUAACGGCUAUUGAUUUUGGACAGUUGGUCCCGUCAAAAGUAAUUUUCCUGCCCAUCACUUUUCUAUAUGUUUGCCUUGGGUUGGCGAUUACGACAAUUGCCAUUGAUAUUGGUUCGGAGUAUAUGAAAAAGCUGCAUUACCUCGGGAAGAAGAUGAAAGACGCCGCGCAGACAAAGAUUUGGUUUGGCGGCAAGGCGCUAAAAGUCAAAGAUUUGCUACAUGCUGUCGGAAAGAAAUGCGGGGUUGACCCUUCGCAAAUCGAUGCUCUGGACUUGGAAAAUGUCGUGGAACGGACUAUUGCUAUCAAGGAAGGAAAACCUCCACCACCCGACAUCAACGACAACGAUGAGGAUGAGCCGCCAAUCGAGCCCGAGCCCAGAUCGGAGCCUCAGACUCCACAGGAAGAAGCUCCGUUGUUAACGGAGCCCUCGACUCCUAAGAAAACACCAAAGACCUCGAUUUCUAGCAAAGCUACUUCAAUCUACGAGCCAGAGUUGAUCAUACGAAACCCGGCCUUCCAAUCACUUUCGAAUGAUAUGCAAAUAUGUUCACCGGUGGAAGAGACAAAACUCCCUUCAUUCCCGCAAGAAAUUCAACUCGAAAUGCCCGAAGAUUUCGAAGACGAUUUCGACCUGGAGGAGGACAAUCAACAUAUAAUGAUACUGGAGCCGCCCGACGUCCUCGACGAGGUUGAGCUUCAACACGUGAGGAUCGAAAUCCCUGACGAAGCAGACGAGCCGCCGAAGCGACGGAAAAGCAGCGCCCGGCCAAGGUCAAGUAUGGACGAGGAUUCAGUCCCGAAGAAGUUCCGGGAGAAGAAGCAGGUGUACGCGACGGACCCGAAGAAGUUGUACGAAACUUAUCAAGAAGAAUGGGAUCGACUCCAGCGCCUCUCCGCCCGACUCGGUCCCCGCAGAAACGAAAAGCAAGAAGGACUGAUGGAAUCACCAACAAAUGCUCCAGGGACGGAGAAUCAGGGACUG
Messenger RNA from Mesorhabditis spiculigera, 1329 nucleotides. Lineage: Eukaryota; Metazoa; Nematoda; Chromadorea; Rhabditida; Rhabditidae. The record is from the annotation of a GenBank genome assembly.